Molecule: messenger RNA, 1913 nt
Organism: Mucor mucedo
Lineage: Eukaryota; Fungi; Mucoromycota; Mucoromycetes; Mucorales; Mucoraceae
Product: peptidyl-prolyl cis-trans isomerase cyp15
Exons: 8
Coding region: 27-1913 (628 amino acids)
Biological process (GO): protein peptidyl-prolyl isomerization; protein folding
Molecular function (GO): peptidyl-prolyl cis-trans isomerase activity; protein binding
Source: RefSeq, a predicted model, not a curated record
UUCUAAACUCUUAAUAAAUCCACAUUAUGGCAGACGAAGAAUUGAAUAGCAACAAGCGACCUCUGGAAGAUAGUCCUGAAAUUGAACAAGAUGAAUCUGACGAUGAUAUCGGACCUGUUCUUCCUCCACCUCCUUCUGAAGAAGCACCUAAAAAGAAAAAGAGAACGCUUGCCUAUGAAAAACUUUACCUUGAACAUUUACCCAACGCCGACAUGUACGAAAAGAGUUAUAUGCAUCGCGAUGUUCUUAAUCAAGUAGCCAUCACAAAGAACGAUUUCGUUGUUACUACUUCUGUCGAUGGUCAUUUGAAAUUUUGGAAAAAGACAGCGAGCGGCAUCGAGUUUGUAAAGCACUAUAAAUCGCAUAUGUCUAGUAUCGUCGAUAUCAGUCUUUCUGCAGACAAUGAAUUAUUAGCCACUAUAUCUGACGACAUGUCUUUAAAAGUGUACGAUAUCACCAAUUUUGAUAUGAUCAACAUGAUUAAGUUAAAAUUCAAACCUAAAGCUGUGUGUUGGAUUCAUCAAAAAGGUCAAGCUCAGGCACUUGUUGCAGUUUCAGAAGCAGCCAACACCAAUAUUCAUAUUUACGAUGGACGUUCCGACGGCAAACCCCUUCAUACAUUACCAAGCAUGCACAGCAAGCCCGUUCAUCUCAUUGAAUUUAAUGCUCGAUUUAAUACGGUCGUUUCUGUUGAUUCGCUUGGUAUGAUUGAAUACUGGUCCCCUGAGGAACCAUUUGAAUUACCCCAGAACCUCGAGUUUGAAAUGAAAUCUCAAACGGAUUUGUACGAAUUCAGAAAGAAGAAGUCUGUACCUACCUGUUUAAAUUUCUCCCCCGAUGGUCUUAGUUUUGUCACAAUGAGUUUUCCUGAUCGUCAAGUCAGAUUAUUUAAAUUCUUGACUGGUAAGAUGUAUCGUGAAUAUGACGAGAGUUUGCACAUCAUCAGUGAAAUGCAACAAGCUGGCACUUCCUUGUUCAAGUUGGAUGAUAUGGAGUUUGGUAGAAGACUGGCUGUUGAAAAAGAAUUAGAAAAGUCGAGUCAAGCAAAAUUUGUCAAUGCUGUCUUUGAUGAAACAGGUCAUUUUAUUAUUUAUGGUGCAUUACUAGGUAUUAAGGUCAUCAAUAUUCUUACGAACAAGGUUGCUAGAGUCAUUGGUAAAUCAGAAUCCAACCGAUUUGUCAAUAUGGGAUUAUACCAGGGCGCGCCUAAAAAGAAGGGUAUUUAUACUUUGGCUAUGGCAGCCUCUGAUAAUGCAGUGCUUCGCGAAAGUCAAGAACUGGAUCCUACCUUGUUCUGUACAGCUUUCAACAAGAAUCGGUUUUACAUGAUGACACGUAGAGAACCCUUUGAUAACGGACAAAAGGGAGAACGUGAUGUUUUCAAUGAGAAGCCAUCUCGUGAAGAACAAACCGUUGCUGCUACACAAGAGCGUAAACAAGUACUUGGAACCAGUGCUAUUCUACGUACAACCUCUGGUGAUAUUCAUAUGCGUCUCUUCCCGGAUGCCGCACCGAAAGCAGUUGAGAAUUUUGUCACGCACGCUAAGAAUGGAUAUUAUGACAAUCUGAUUUUCCAUCGUGUGAUCAAGGGAUUUAUGGUCCAAACGGGUUGUCCAUUUGGUGAUGGUACGGGUGGUGAGUCCAUCUGGGGUGAUGACUUUGAAGAUGAGUUUUCAAGAGAAUUUAGACACGAUCGUCCUUAUACCGUGAGUAUGGCAAAUGCUGGUCCCGGUACAAACGGAAGUCAGUUCUUUAUCACUGUUGCUCCUGCUCCAUGGUUGGACAAUAAACAUUCUGUAUUUGGUAGAGUUACAGCUGGUAUGGAUGUGGUCCACAAUAUAGAAAGUGCAAAGGUAGACAAGACCAACAAGCCUUAUGAUGAUAUCAAAAUUAUUAAUAUCGAAAUUCGAUAA